AUGGUAAACACCGGGGGCAGGGGGGGGGGGGUUUACGUCCUAUUUCUUAAGGCGACAGUCUCCCCAUUUUUGUGGAGGGGGUAAACACCAGGGCUUUUUUCUUCUUUUUAUUUCUUUUCAUGCCCCACCUUCCUCCUGCGGUGCGUGCUGAAUUUUUAUUUUAUCGCGAGAAGGGUCCAGCCGUCCCUUUCCCUCGUCAACCGUGCUAACGUCGAAGUUUGGUACUCACGAGCGCUUUUCAGCUAUAUUUCGCUUUCACCCG
Ectocarpus sp. CCAP 1310/34 is the source of this 262-nucleotide messenger RNA. The record is from the annotation of a GenBank genome assembly. Lineage: Eukaryota; Phaeophyceae; Ectocarpales; Ectocarpaceae.